AUGGGGUGGAAGACCACUUGGGCCACUCUUGCCCUUUCGCAGACUUCUACCGCUUACUUAGCCUCGAGAUCUGGAGAGGCGUGCCACGUUCUAGCCUCCCAACUUCCAGGCAAGGUUUCUUUUCAAAAUUCGACCCAGUACGCCGUGUCCAAUAUUUAUUGGUCAGACCGUCAAGGCGAGAUCAAGCCCGCUUGUUUUGUGACGCCAGAGAGCACCGACGAUGUCACCACCACAAUCAAAACAUUGGCAUCUCUAUCUGCACCGUUCACGGUCAAGAGCGGCGGCCACACCGCGUAUGAUGGAGGAUCCAACAUCGAGAAUGGCGUCACAAUCGAUUUGGCACGUCUCAACGACAUCGCACUUUCUGAAGAUUGUCAAACCGUAUCCAUUGGACCUGGAAAUCGAUGGGCCAAUGUUUCCGGAGUGCUCGAUCCUUUGGGCUUGGCAGUUGUGGGCGGACGCGUCAGCGAUGUUGGAGUAAGCGGACUAAUCCUUGGCGGAGGUAUCUCGUUCUUCUCCGGGCGAUACGGGUGGGCUUGCGACAAUGUCCGCAACUUUGAAGUCGUACUGGCGUCUGGUGAAGUCGUCAAUGCUUCUCCAAAGUUGAACACGGACUUGUUGUGGGCUCUUCGUGGUGGCGGAGGGUCCAACUUUGGCAUUGUCACUCGGUUCGAUCUCGCGGUAUUCGAGCAAGGCGACGUAUGGCUUCACAACGCCAUCUAUCCUCUCACUCUAAGCAACGAACUUAUCCCAGCGUUUGUCGACUUGGCAAUGAACGGACUGCCUGUAGAUGUCGAUGGCCAUACCUUCUUUGUAAUGGCACAUGUGCCUGACCUUGGGGGUUUCCUGAUCUUGAACUAUCUCUUCCAUGCCAGUCCCCCUUCAGAGGGAAAAACGCCUCCGAUAUUCGUCAAGAGCUCAUCAAUCUCUGGAUCUUUGGUCAACACGACAACAAUUGCCAAUGUCACCACUCAGUCGAAGGGGCUCGCGGAACCGUACGGCGGCCGUAAAGCGUGGGCGGGUACGUCGGUCUACUUGAAGGAAGGCUCCGAGCAACUCCUUCAAGACAUUGUCUCUUUUUAUCAGGUGUUCGCUGAGAAUCUUGCCAAUGAGGCAAACAUUACCAAUGAGACUGCCACCCCUUAUCUCAUAUACCAGCCCAUCACAGCCAACAUCCUGGAGGCGAUGCAGAAGAACGGCGGGAAUGCCCUCGGACUUACACCUGAAAAGGGGCCAUUGGUGCAUAUUCAGGUUGUAACGCAUUGGGAAACAAGUCUUCUGGACCGCCACAUUCAGGAGACUGCAGCCGAUCUCAUCGCCAAGAUCGACAAGCUUGCGGAAGAGCGAGGGUUAGCGGCGGGAUACACGUACAUGAAUUAUGCCGAAAAGAAUCAGGACGUUUACGCGGGGUAUGGUGAAGAGAACCACCGGCGAUUAAGGCAAAUUGGGGAGAUUUACGAUCCCGACGGAGUUUUCAAGAAAUUAUGGAGGGGCUACUUCAAAGUCUGA
Molecule: messenger RNA, 1509 nt
Organism: Colletotrichum karsti
Lineage: Eukaryota; Fungi; Ascomycota; Sordariomycetes; Glomerellales; Glomerellaceae
Product: FAD binding domain-containing protein
Exons: 2
Coding region: 1-1509 (502 amino acids)
Molecular function (GO): FAD binding
Source: RefSeq, a predicted model, not a curated record